CGGUCCCUGCAGGGCCCCUGCAGCGAGGUAGCGGAGGCAGCGCUCCUGCCCUAGCGGCUUCUUUCCCUUGGCGCGCGUUGCUUUGACACCUGCAGCUCAGGCGCUCGCGGACCGAGCUUCCAGACGCACUCUCACUCUUAUCCGCGAGUUACUGCCCCCGGUACCGCUUCCCUACUCCGAACCAUGGGCCGUCAGAAGGAGCUAGUGUCGCGCUGCGGGGACUUGCUGCGGGUCCGGUACCGGCUGCUGCGCCAGGCUCUCGCUGAAUGCCUCGGGACGCUCAUCCUGGUGAUGUUUGGCUGUGGCUCUGUGGCCCAGGUUGUGUUGAGCAGAGGAACCCAUGGUGGCUUUCUUACCAUCAACCUGGCUUUUGGCUUUGCAGUCACGCUUGGUAUCCUUAUUGCUGGCCAAGUGUCUGGGGCCCAUCUAAAUCCAGCUGUGACCUUUGCUCUGUGCUUCCUGGCAAGGGAGCCCUGGAUCAAGCUGCCCAUCUACACAUUGGCCCAGACUGUGGGAGCCUUCCUAGGAGCUGGAAUUGUCUUUGGGCUGUACUAUGAUGCAAUUUGGUCCUUUGCUGGUAAUGAACUUUUUGUCUCUGGCCCCAAUGGUACUGCCGGCAUCUUUGCUACCUAUCCCUCUGGCCACUUGGACAUGGUCAAUGGCUUCUUUGACCAGUUCAUUGGUACAGCAUCCCUCAUCGUCUGUGUGUUGGCUAUUGUGGAUCCUCACAACAACCCCGUUCCCCGAGGUCUGGAAGCCUUCACUGUUGGCCUUGUGGUUCUGGUCAUUGGUACAUCCAUGGGCUUCAACUCUGGAUAUGCUGUUAACCCAGCUCGAGAUUUUGGUCCCCGCCUCUUCACUGCCAUUGCUGGCUGGGGUUCUGAGGUCUUCACAACGGGCCGGCACUGGUGGUGGGUGCCCAUCGUUUCACCACUUCUUGGUUCCAUUUGCGGAGUUUGUGUCUAUCAGCUCAUGAUUGGAUUUCACCUGGAGCCUCCACCUCCUUCCACAGAGCAGGAGAAUGUCAAGCUGGCUCACGUGAAACACAAAGAACAGAUCUGAGUUGGAAGUUACAGCUCCCUCUCCCUCCAGGACCUCCACUCCUUCCCCUAGGAACUAAUACUGAUAGGACUGUGCUGGAGAUAUACCCCCAAAGCAGCCAUAGCCUCCACCUCUCUAGUCUUCCUCCCUCCCACUCCUCUGACUCUGAGAGAUCCUUUUUUGAGGGUUAUGUUUAGCAAUAAUGCUUAAAAAAAAAAAAAAAAAAAAAAAAAAA
Molecule: messenger RNA, 1276 nt
Organism: Sarcophilus harrisii (Tasmanian devil)
Lineage: Eukaryota; Metazoa; Chordata; Mammalia; Dasyuromorphia; Dasyuridae
Gene: AQP3
Product: aquaporin 3 (Gill blood group)
Exons: 6
Coding region: 184-1062 (292 amino acids)
Biological process (GO): water transport; glycerol transmembrane transport
Cellular component (GO): plasma membrane; basolateral plasma membrane
Molecular function (GO): glycerol channel activity; urea transmembrane transporter activity; water channel activity
Source: RefSeq, a predicted model, not a curated record